UAUGACUGCUGAUAUGGAGGCAUGCUACUAGUAGAGCCCUUACUAGUGACCAACCACAUAGUAGUGCUACCACGCCAUACAUAAAUGCUUCACACUUGAACCAUGUCGUAUGACCCCAGUCUAUUACAUCUGCCGCGGCUGUGGUCGACUGACCGGCGCAUCAGGCUGAGCAUAGCUGUGAUAGGUGCAAAGAAAGUGGGCAAGACGUCACUGAUAUACAACUAUGUAGGAUACUCUGGGUCACGUGACAGCCUAAAAGAUAGUGUCAGUAGCUUGUCAUCUAUGCAUCUGAACGAGGCUUUUGUGCCUUGGUUAGGGGAUUGCGCUAGCGAAUCAAUCACGUUAGGUGAAUUGGCUAGGAAUUCAUCACAUAGCAACCAUAACCACAAGACAUCUGUGUCUAAUAAGAAUACGGGGCUGUAUCGGUAUAGGAGCACGGGCAAUGAUUCAAAGGCCAGUGAGACGAGCAGUGUUAACACCAACGGGUCACGCUCCCAGGCCUCGUCUGGUACGGGCCAGAGCACCUUUAAGUAUAAGGAAACACUUGAAGAUGUGUAUCAGAUCAAAGUUAAGAACCAGAAAGAGAGGUUUAAGAUCACCAUCACCGACACCCCGGGCAAUCCGAAUGUGCUCGCUCUGUUUUUUGAGGAGUAUUUAGCUAAGCAUUUCUCGUUUAUAUUGGUCUACUCGAUUGUUGACGAAGCAUCAAUUCGAUUUGUCGAAGAAUGGUCCCAACGCAUACGGAAGGGCCGAUCCAACGGAGGCUAUCUGCAUGAAUGUAUGGUCAUUGGCACCAAGACCGAUCUCAUCGGCACGCCUAUGGGGGGCUUGCAGACUUCACCGAACGGGGUGUUAAGCUAG
Molecule: messenger RNA, 861 nt
Organism: Sphaeroforma arctica JP610
Lineage: Eukaryota; Ichthyosporea; Ichthyophonida
Exons: 2
Coding region: 103-861 (252 amino acids)
Biological process (GO): signal transduction
Cellular component (GO): plasma membrane
Molecular function (GO): GTPase activity; GTP binding; GDP binding
Source: RefSeq, a predicted model, not a curated record